AUGGACUAUGUACCUCCGGAUAACUUACCAGAAUCCAACCUGUUAACUGCCAUGAUUGCAGGUUCUGUGGCUGCCUGUGCCCAAACUGCUAUAACUUAUCCCUUUGAGUUUGUCAAAACAGGCUCUCAAUUGCAUGUUGGAACGUUUGCGUCCAGAAUGAAACACCCGUCUUCAUACUUCAAAGGUUGUAAAGCUUUGAUGAUAGGAAAUACUCUGAAGGCCAGCAGCAGGUUUUUCAUUUUCAACUCAGCUUCAAAGUUCAUGGCUAACGAGAACGGAAAAACAACAGCACCAAGAGUUGUAGUUGCAGGGCUAAUGACAGGAGCCAUAGAAACGCUAUGGGUCAUCCCGUUUGAGAAUAUCAAAACUACCAUCAUUCAGAAUACGCUAGAGUUGGAAAAGGGUAAACCAGUUUCAAAGGAACCCACAAGAAUUGUGAAUAGCGUCAAAAGCGAAACAAAGGUUGUAAGAACCACCAAGUCUCCCACAGCAACCCAGCAGUCCUUUUUGAAAACGCCAAGUACUACUUUUACUCUUGCGAUCAAAGAAAUAUAUAGUACCAACGGCAUAAGGGGGUUUUUGCAAGGCUCUGGUUUGACUGUUUUUAGGCAGAUGGCCAACUCAAUGGUCUGGUUUUCUUCCUACAAUUUCAUUAAACAGGGAAUCUCCCCCAACUCAACUGAUAUCUCGGAUGUAACUAUGCUGGGAAUUGGUAUGUUAUCCUCGAUGUCUGUAGUUGCCAUCACACAGCCCAUUGAUGUGGUGAAAACAAGAAUGCAAUCCAAAGACGCAAAGCAAGUGUAUAGAGACUGGAUGACCUGCGUAGUCAGAACCAGCUUCAACGAGGGAAUUUCCAAGUUCUGGGCUGGUUGGUUGCCAAGACUGAUCAAAGUCAGCAGCAGUGGUAAUAUCACUCUAGUGACGUAUCAAUUAAUGGAGUACUUGCUGAACAACUCUAUGAACGAACAGAUUUUUACAUAA
Komagataella phaffii GS115 is the source of this 981-nucleotide messenger RNA. RefSeq names its product Putative mitochondrial transport protein. Gene Ontology annotation, biological process: mitochondrial citrate transmembrane transport. Bases 1 to 981 code for a protein of 326 amino acids. The record is from RefSeq and is a predicted model, not a curated record. NCBI's taxonomy places the organism in Eukaryota, Fungi, Ascomycota, Pichiomycetes, Pichiales, Pichiaceae. The transcript has a single exon.